Scleropages formosus (Asian bonytongue) is the source of this 3397-nucleotide messenger RNA. Its product is annotated as semaphorin-4A-like. The coding region runs from base 716 to 2995 and encodes 759 amino acids. Gene Ontology annotation, cellular component: plasma membrane. NCBI's taxonomy places the organism in Eukaryota, Metazoa, Chordata, Actinopteri, Osteoglossiformes, Osteoglossidae. Gene Ontology annotation, molecular function: semaphorin receptor binding; chemorepellent activity. Gene Ontology annotation, biological process: positive regulation of cell migration; negative chemotaxis; semaphorin-plexin signaling pathway. The record is from RefSeq and is a predicted model, not a curated record. The transcript is spliced from 15 exons.
AUCGCAGCUGAGUGACAAAACAUCCUAUUUUGUCAACAUUGUAAUUGUUUGUGCUCGUCGGAUUCUAGUUUGCAUCGACAUUUUUUAAACGUGUCAUUCGUCCUUACUACUAGCUCAAAGAUUACAAUUACGUUAUGUGCUUUUAAACACAACCACGUGUAAGAAUCAGAGUGCUGUACGUCCUCGUUGCAAAGAUAAAAAUCCCUUUAGUCAGAUUUCUGACGUUAUCUUCAUCUGUUGUCAAAAUACACUUUCUGGGCUGCUAAAUGAAUAAAUGUAACCGUAGAAAGAGUUAUAAUUUCUAUUGUCAGGAAAUGGUGUUGGCCUUGUGAAGCGCAGCCACGUGCUCCUUGCCGACCCGAGGGCUCGCGGCUUCGCUCCAUUUUUGGCGCCAAGAACGAAGUAGCCCUUCUCUCCGCGCGCGAAACCGAGCAUGUCCGCAUUGUGACCGAGGGUCGCUGUGUCCGCACUCGUGUCCAGAGUCGUGUCCCCGCAGCCGGCGGUGUGAGUACAGUCCGUCCCGGCGUGCUCCGUUAUGAAGAUGGCACGCUAAAGUACAGCACUACGAUGAAAUGACUGAUAAAGGAAGAGCUCAGGGGAAGUGGUGAGACUUCAGUUUUCCUUCCCUAAUUGUUGUCACUGAAGAUCGCCGAAGACGUCAACAACACGACAACUGGACUCUGACUCAUUCAGGCACCUGCCCGAGACUCUGCACAUGCCGCCCUCAUUGCGGUACCUCUUUGCCCUCAUCAUGCUUCGCUGCAGCCGGACCUGGUGUACUGUGGCGCUACUGGGCCUCCUGUGCUCUUCUCUGGGCUCUCUCCUUCCACGCAAAUCUUUCUCCAUCGGGAGUCCCAGUAGACUUCUGGCUCAAUUCAACAGGUCAGACACUGGAAAUACCACCACACUGUUGCUGAGCGAUGAUGGGAACACACUGUUUGUGGGAGGAAGAGAUGCUGUACUCUCUUUGGAUGUCAGCAAUCCAGGUGUCAUGGAGUUGAGAAAAAAGCUGACCUGGAAGCCAUCUCCAAAUGACCUUAACAGCUGUAACAUGAGAAGCAAACAAAAGAGGGAUUGUCACAACUUCAUCCGAGUCCUUCAGUUCCUCAAUGCGACUCACAUGUACACCUGUGGGACAUUUGCCUUCAGCCCGCACUGCGCCUAUAUAGAUGUACCAAUGUUCACCCUUUACGCCAAUCCAGAGCAGGCCAAAGGCCGUUGCCCCUUCAAUCCGUACCGAAGGAACACAGCAGUUGUUGUUGAUGGAGAGUUGUAUGUGGGCACCAUGGAGGACUACUGGGAGAAUCAACCAGCAAUCUCGCGGUACCUGAGCCAUGGGAGUCGCGCUGACUUAAAACUAGACAGUGUGCCUGGCUGGCUGGAGGAUCCUACCUUCGUAAACUCCAUCUUCAUCCCCAGUGAGAAGAAAGUCUAUUACUUCCUCACAGAGGUUAACACAGAGUACACCUUUGGCAAAAAAUUCCUGGUUUCUCGGAUCGCGCAGGUCUGCACGAAUGACAUGGGAGGAGAGCGUAUCCUGCAGAAACGCUGGACAACCUUCGCCAAAGCUCAGCUUUUGUGCCAGUCAGAAGGAGAUCUGCCGUUCAACAUCCUCCAGGACAUUGUCAUCCUUUCCAAACCAGAUGGUUCCUCUCCAGAUGAAGUGCUUUUCUAUGGUAUUUUCAGUUCUCAGUGGUCACUGACAUCAGGACAGUCAGCAGUGUGUGUAUUUCGACUUAAUGACAUCAAGAAAGUAUUUUCUGGAGAAUACUUGCAGCUGAACCGAAAUACAAUGAGAUGGACCUCUAAAACUUCAAAGCAGACUGUCACCCCAGGAGUGUGUGGGUUGCACUCUGCAUCAGACAGCACCCUUAGUUAUGUAAAAGAGAACUUCCUUGCCAAGGACAGUGUUAAGUCACUCAAUGGCCUGGUGUUGGUGUCCCCAGACCAGCACUACAGCAGGAUUGCUGCCCAGAGGACACAGGCAGCCAAUGGACGCAACUUCACUGUGCUCUACUUGCUCAGUGAAUCUGGUUUCCUUCACAAAGUGGUUCUGCUGGAAAAAGGCCCUCAUAUCAUAGAGGAAGUCCAGGUCUUCACACAACCACAGUCUGUCAAGAACAUUGUCCUCUCCAUCACUAAGGGUGUGGUUUUUGUAGGCUCUUCUGAGGGUGUGUUCCAGCUGUCAGUGUCCAACUGUUCGUUCUACUGGAACUGUAUUGACUGUGUGCUGGCCCGAGAUCCUUUCUGCGGCUGGGACCCAGCCCAGAGUGUCUGCACCGAAUGGUCUAACAGCAAAUCUACUGUAUGGCAGGAUUUGGAGAAGGGCAAUGUGACAACGACAUGUGGCAGUGUUCAGACACGUAAAUCCAAGUCUGGACUCCUGGAUCACCCCAGAGAGCGCAAAAACGUGAUUGAAAACGAAAUAGUGGAGCUUCACUGUCCCAAGUCAUCCAAUCUGGCUUUGCUGUACUGGGAGCGCGCUGAUGGCCAUCAGCUCUCCAAGCACAUCUACUUGCAGCUAGACCACGGCAACAUACGCUUCCCAGCAACGUCCCAAACUGUUGGAGAUUACAACUGCAUCUCCUUGGAAAACAGCCACAGAGAGAUCCUGGCACGCAUCACUGUGAAGCUGAGAGCUAGUCCCCGGUCUUUCAUUUCAAAUAAUGUCCAGGGAAAUGAAGUCAACAGAGAUUCUGAGUACAUAAGAGAAACAGAAAACUUAACUCGAACAGCUAACAGUGAUAGUGGCUGCUUUCGUAAAAUGGUGGCAGUCUCCGUCUUACUGGCAGUAACUCUGUUCCUAUUGGUAGUUGUAGGCUUGUAUGUGUGGCACGUGAGGACACGGGCUAAACCAGCCACAGUAGCAUGCCCUCAGAAAGACAUUGAGAUGGACCUUCAUGAACAGGACCCUCUUACAACUGUCAAAUAUAAUCAAAAUGAAAGCACCACAGGAAAUCACUCUACAAACCACAAACCCCGUGACUCUCUUUGAACCAGGUGGCUUGUCUCAACAUAUUUAACCAUGCAGGUUUACACCAUUCUCCCAUGUCUUUGAAGUAAUUCCAGUAACAAAUUGAUGGGCAUUUCUCAAUUCUAUGAAAUUAAUGGCUUAAGUCAAACAAUUUAUUUUCUGUUGUAACAAGUGUCCAUGAGUCAUAUUUGCUUACUAGAUAAUAAAUAAUAAUGAGAUAAAUAAUUAGAUAAAAGCUGCCCCAUUGCUUCAGACUUGUAAUAUAUGUCUAAUAGGGGUGAGAUUCCUUUUUUCCUGAAAUUACUGUAAAUGUCAGAAUGCUACAAAAUGAAGGAUCUUUUUUACUUUGUGUUCCAAGCUUCUUAUAAAGAAUUUUACAUUUACUCAUUUAUCUGAUACUUUUCUCCGAAGCACCUACCUAUA